CGAGCAGUGGUACGGUUUGCUAGAUUUAAGCUAUAUAUAUACACGUAGUACUCCAUAAGUCCAUAUAUCAUCCGCAAUAUAUAUAUGGGUUCAACGGCGGCCGGAGACGGGGUGGAGAGGUGGAGCAGGGAUAUGCCCCCAGCCCACUUCUUCUUCAAGAUACGAUCAUUCUCCCUACUCUCUGAAACUGGUGUUGACAAAAUUGAAUCUGGUGUUUUUGAGGCUUGCGAUAUAAAAUGGAGACUUUGUGUUGUUUAUCCAAAGGGGAAGUUGAGGGCAAAAGGUGAGGAUGAAGAGCAUAUCUCCCUCUACUUGCAAAUUGUCGAUAAUAAGUUUCCGGCAGGAUGGGAGGUGCACGCGAAGUUUAGCCUCUUUAAUUUGUUUAUGACCAUGUCAACGAUAAAUACUUGACCAUUCAAGAUGCUGGUGGAAAAACAAGGCGGUUCCAUUGCAUGAAAACGGAAUAUGGUUUUGAUAAGUUGUUUCCCUUGUCUACUUUCAAUGAUCCCUCUAACGGAUAUCUGGUCAAUGACACGUGUGCUUUUGGAGCUGAGAUUCUCUCCCUUUCAAGUGCUACAAAACAUGAAUGCUAUUCUUUGGUGAAGGCACCAAUUAAGAAUGGAACUUACACAUGGACAAUCAAAAGCUUCCUCACAUUAAAAAAGCGUGAGACUUACACUCGCUCUAAUGAGUUCAUCGUCGAAGGAAGCAAAUGGAAAUUGUUAGUGUAUCCAAGUGGAGAUUCAAGAGCAAAUGGCCAAUAUUUGUCCCUUUUUCUAGAGUUGCUUGAUGUUGAAGGCCUUAUCGCACAUGGUAGAAAAAUAUAUGCCAAAUUUAUUUUGCGAAUUUGUAAUCAUUUGGUCAUCCUCAAACAUAAAGAAAUAGAAGGUUUGACUCUUGAAUUGGUUUUAGCUUGUCAAAUUAAUACUCCGUAUUGUUUUCCUCUUACAAUGAUUUACCUUAUUAUUUACUUUGCCAUGUUCCUAAAUCGUGCAGUGGCUAAAUUCUUUGGUGAUGAAGCUGGCAGCUGGGGCCAUCCCAAAUUUAUGAAACUUAGCGUAUUGGAAAGUUCGUCGAAUGGGUUCCUUGUUAAAGAUUCACUCAUUGUUGAAGUUGAAUUCAAGCUCAUAUCUAAAUAUUCAUAGAUUAUAUGCAUUGAAGGCGUGACGUAGAAGUGAAUAAACGUUUUGAUUUAUUACCAUUUAUUUCAAUUUUUCUAAAAAUGUUUUCAAAUAGUUAAAUUCAUUUAACUUUUAAAUAACA
Cuscuta epithymum is the source of this 1263-nucleotide messenger RNA. Lineage: Eukaryota; Viridiplantae; Streptophyta; Magnoliopsida; Solanales; Convolvulaceae. The record is from the annotation of a GenBank genome assembly.